GAGAGAGAGAGAGAGAGGCUUCUGAGUUCUCUGUUUUCCCAGCAAAAUCCUCAUGCUUUGAUAACCUCUGGUUCAAAAUUUCCCGGCGAUAAUUACCGGUCAAUUUUUCGCCGGGUUUUUGCCUUUUCUAUUGCUUUUGCGGUUGAUCGCUGGAUCUUCCUCACCAUUGGCGUCUACAAAGUGUCUUUUUGAUGUUUCUCUCUCUACCCAAUUCAAAUUUUCGACGGAGAAUGGCUUCUCUAUUGGGUUUUUCCUCCUGCUAAUUUCCCUCUCUAGUUUUGUUUUGGGGUUGUUGGGUAAUUGUCACCUGAUUUUAUUUGAUUUUCCAUUUGGGUUUUCUGUGUCCUCCAUUGAUGGUGUGAGUAUUGGGGUGAAAUGGAUAAGAGGGUAAUGGAGUCGGGGCUUCCUCAACCUGAUUUUCCUGUGAAAAAGCUUGCUCGCCAGCUUGAUUUCACAGCUUUUUGUAGCACUUCAGCGCCUGUAACGGACAUUAUUUCGAGGCCGACUCUUCCUUUACAGAAGCCGGAAUCUCCAAGAGCUCCUCCAAGACCGCGGACUCCUUUUGAUGCAAAAGAUUGUACUCCAAAGAAACCAAAACAGUGCAACUGUAAAAACUCCAAAUGCUUGAAGUUGUAUUGCGAGUGCUUUGCCUCCGGAGUAUAUUGCGAUGGAUGCAAUUGUGUCAAUUGUUGCAAUAAUCCUGAGAAUGAAGCUACAAGGCAUGAGGCAGUUGAGGCUACAUUGGAGCGUAAUCCAAAUGCCUUUCGUCCAAAGAUCGCUAGUAGCCCUAAUGCUCCUCGGGAUAGUAGGGAGGAAUUGGGGGAGCUGCCUAUGGUGGGGAAGCACAACAAAGGAUGUCACUGCAAGAAAUCAGGAUGCCUCAAGAAAUAUUGUGAAUGCUUCCAAGCUAAUAUCCUUUGCUCUGAUAAUUGCAAGUGCAUGGACUGCAAGAACUAUGAAGGCAGUGAAGAAAGGAGAGCUCUCUUCCAAGUAGACCAAGGAAUGCAUAUGACCUAUCUCCAGCAGGCAGCCAAUGCUGCUAUAACGGGAGCUAUUGGAUCCUCUGGUUAUGCUUCUCCCCCAAUUAACAAGAAGAGAAAAAACCAAGAAAUUUUCUUUGGCCCAGGGCCACCUGUCAAAGAUCAGGGUGUUCAUAGGCUUGGACCGAUACCCCAGACAAACCAUAUAAAAACUACUUCUGCAACUUCAUCCUCUGUGGCCCCUGUUCCUGUAUUUAAAGUUGCUCCUCCUGCAGUUACAGCACCAUCAAAAUUUACCUUCAGGUCUCUAUUAGCAGAUGUGGUUCAACCAGAAUAUGUGACUGAGUUUUGCAAACUUUUGACGAUGGUAUCGGUUGAGACUGCUAAAGCUUUUGCAGUGGAUAAUGCCACCAAGGAAAAAGAAAUCGAAAGGAUCAAAUCCGACCAACCAGAAAACCCCACAAAUUCAGCACCAUCCCAAAACCCUGAUAAUGGUCCAAAACCAUUGGAUGAUCGGAAGCCGACAGAUGAACGAUCAAGCACAAACCAAGCUGUGAAAACCAACGGUGAAGAUUCGAGUAGCUCAGAUGCUGGCGAAGGCCAAAAAGGGAGACCCAUGUCACCAAGCACUCUUGCUCUCAUGUGUGAUGAACAAGACACACUCUUUAGUGCAGCAGCCUCCCCUUCGGGGGCCAACCCUAAGCGGUUCCCUUACAGCCAGGGUUCGACCGAGCUAUAUGGUGACCAAGAGAUGAUGGUUUUGACAGAGUUUCGGGAUUGUCUUCGAAAGCUUGUCACUGUUGGUAGAAUGAAAGAAGCACAAUUCUCGACAUACGCCACAAAAAUUGAGACACCAGCAAGCCAUCAAGAACCCGAUGGAAAUGGGCCAGUCCAGGCUCCGGAAGCCGCCCAAAGACUGGGAGAACCCACAAUUCAGGCAACUCCUUUGGCCCGAAAUUCAACUCAUUUUGCUAGCAAUUCUUCUCAUUUUAGUGGAAAUUCAGUUCCUGCUACUAGUUCGAACCCCACGCUAACCACAAAUGUGGGGGACCCAGUUGUGAAUGGUGAGAACAAGGCUCAAGCCUCCAAUAAGUAGAGAGAUAGAGGGCAAUGAGCUUCAGGUGUAUCUCUCUCUCUCUCUGCAUCUGUGGUUUCGUGCUCUCCAUUGUAAUUUGAGCCGGCGGCAAUAGAUGAGGUCGGAGAUAAAAAAUGGUAGAAGGUAUUCCGAACUCGUUCUUGGUCGCCGAUCAAGCCAAUUUUUUUUCUCUUUCUUUUUUCCAUUAUUGUGUAUCUAUAUUGCUUUUAUUACAUUUCUGGCUUAAAUAUGAGGGCGUGCUUCUCUGCGGCAGAAUUUUAUGAUUCA
Messenger RNA from Amborella trichopoda, 2343 nucleotides. RefSeq names its product Tesmin/TSO1-like CXC domain-containing protein. Gene Ontology annotation, biological process: regulation of DNA-templated transcription. Gene Ontology annotation, cellular component: nucleus. Lineage: Eukaryota; Viridiplantae; Streptophyta; Magnoliopsida; Amborellales; Amborellaceae. The record is from RefSeq and is a predicted model, not a curated record.